Molecule: messenger RNA, 525 nt
Organism: Salvia splendens (bonfire salvia)
Lineage: Eukaryota; Viridiplantae; Streptophyta; Magnoliopsida; Lamiales; Lamiaceae
Product: putative F-box/LRR-repeat protein 23
Exons: 2
Coding region: 1-525 (174 amino acids)
Molecular function (GO): protein binding
Source: RefSeq, a predicted model, not a curated record
AUGAAAAGGAGAUUUUCAUCCUCAGCCACACCUUCGCCGCCGUGGAUCGAGCUACCAGAGCAUGUGACGGCAGAUAUUCUGCAAAGGUUGUACAGCGAAGAGAUAAUUGGCAGUGCGCAGUACGUGUGCACUACAUGGUGGAGAGUCUGCCAGAAUCCGGCCACGUGGUGCUCUAUUGAUUUGGACUAUCGACGUCCCGCCGCCUUCCAUUUCGGCGAAAUUUGCCGUUGCGGGGGAUUCAAGCACGGGAAGAUUUGCCGUGGCGGUCUCUGUCAACAUGACCACAUUUGCCGUUGCUCGGAGAACAAGUUCAAUUACCUUGUCCGUCGCGCAGUUGAUCUAAGCCAGGGACAACUCCUCCACCUCAAAAUUGUCGUUUGGAAUUUGAAUGGCUUGCAAAAUUACGUAGCAGAUCGGUUGGUGGGCUAUGAUGCUACUUUGUUUAUUCAAAUGGUCUAUUUGGCAGCAUAUUUAGAGCUUCAUUCUGUUCCAUCUAUUUCUUCUUCUUCUUCUUCCCUAUCUUGA